Molecule: messenger RNA, 2309 nt
Organism: Phacochoerus africanus (Common warthog)
Lineage: Eukaryota; Metazoa; Chordata; Mammalia; Artiodactyla; Suidae
Gene: NFYC
Product: nuclear transcription factor Y subunit gamma
Exons: 12
Coding region: 556-1563 (335 amino acids)
Biological process (GO): regulation of DNA-templated transcription
Cellular component (GO): nucleus; CCAAT-binding factor complex
Molecular function (GO): DNA-binding transcription activator activity, RNA polymerase II-specific; protein heterodimerization activity; DNA binding
Source: RefSeq, a predicted model, not a curated record
UGGAGCAGUGAACCAGCAGCAUUCAGCCUCUGGGCAGAAAAAGGAGCAGGCCCUAGCAGAGGAGAAGUUUGGAGGGUGUUGGUUUGCCUUCCCCUUGGGUAAAGGAUUUACCUGAGAGGAUCAAUAGGAACUUAGAUUUGGGCUCUUGGAAUCGGAGUGGUGUAGCCAGCAAAGUUGCAAGAUGCAGGCCUCUGUCGUUGCUCGCAAAAGUGACCUUGAAAAGCUGCCGAGAGUUGAAAGAUUGAAGGACAAAGUUUGUUUAUGCAGAUUUGGACUGAAAAGCUCUAUUUAAGAUGAAGAGAAGCUGUACUUCGGAGUUCAAGUCCAGUGCCAAGUAAAUGUUUCCCAGAGGAAUGAAGAGAAAAACCUCUACUUCCAUAAAGAGCAAAGACCUGCAGCUAACUGUAACUUAGACUAAGGAAUGAUAAAGAGGAACUGGAUAUUAGAAUGGCAGCUAGACUGUCUCCCCUGGAGUGAUCUGAUUGAGUCAUCUCGUUUCCUCCAUGGUUUUCUCCUUAUCUUCCUGGCAGUGGAUGAUCAAGCAGAGUUGUCAGAAUGUCCGCAGAAGGAGGAUUUGGUGGUACUAGCAGCAGUGAUGCCCAGCAAAGCUUGCAGUCCUUCUGGCCUCGUGUCAUGGAAGAAAUCCGGAAUUUGACAGUGAAAGAUUUCCGAGUGCAGGAACUCCCACUGGCUCGUAUUAAGAAGAUCAUGAAACUGGAUGAAGAUGUGAAGAUGAUCAGUGCGGAAGCCCCCGUGCUCUUCGCCAAGGCGGCCCAGAUCUUUAUCACGGAGCUGACUCUGCGAGCCUGGAUCCACACGGAGGACAACAAGCGCCGGACUCUCCAGAGGAAUGAUAUCGCCAUGGCAAUUACAAAAUUUGAUCAGUUUGACUUUCUCAUCGAUAUUGUCCCAAGAGAUGAGCUGAAACCUCCAAAGCGUCAGGAGGAGGUGCGCCAGUCCGUGACUCCUGCCGAGCCCGUCCAGUACUACUUCACGCUGGCUCAGCAGCCCACUGCGGUCCAAGUCCAGGGGCAGCAGCAAGGCCAGCAGACUACCAGCUCCACGACCACCAUCCAGCCUGGGCAGAUCAUCAUUGCACAGCCUCAGCAGGGCCAGACCACACCCGUGACCAUGCAGGUCGGAGAAGGUCAGCAGGUGCAGAUCGUCCAGGCCCAGCCACAGGGGCAGGCCCAGCAGGCCCAGAGCGGCACCGGGCAGGCCAUGCAGGUGAUGCAGCAGAUCAUCACCAACACAGGAGAGAUCCAGCAGAUCCCGGUGCAGCUGAAUGCCGGCCAGCUACAGUAUAUCCGCUUAGCCCAGCCUGUAUCAGGCACCCAAGUUGUGCAGGGACAGAUCCAGACGCUUGCCACCAACGCUCAACAGAUCACACAGACGGAGGUCCAGCAGGGACAGCAGCAGUUCAGCCAGUUCACGGAUGGACAGCAGCUCUACCAGAUCCAGCAAGUCACCAUGCCUGCCGGCCAGGACCUCGCCCAGCCCAUGUUCAUCCAGUCAGCCAGCCAGCCCUCCGACGGGCAGGCCCCCCAGGUGACCGGCGACUGAGGCCUGAGCUGGCAAGGCCGAGGACACCCAACACAAUUUUUGCCACACAGCCCUGGGCGACGGGCCCCGCCUCCCUCCCCAGAGGACCCUGCCGACCUCUGCGCCUCCUGCAGGCUCGGGCACUGGUGCACGACGCCCCGCGCCUGGGGGCCGAGAUUCUCCAGCAGAAAGAUGCAAUAUUUUUUAUUUCCUUCGUCCUCCCCCUUUUCUCCAAGGAAUCAAUAUUUCAGUCUGUUGAGCUGUGUGUCCGAUGCUAUGAAAUGAAAAUAUUAAAUAACAUAUUUAUGGCAUUUUCUCAAAGAUUGUGGUGGAAGAAAUAUUUCUUUUGUUUUUUUGGUCCUUCAGCGCCGCUUCUUUUAGGAGCACAUCUCCUCGGGGUGUGUAAUCUCCCGACUCUUAGGACAUCGCUGCCCCGGGGUUUGCCGCCUUGUCCUGCCCUCGGGUUAGGAUAGGCGACCGUGUGUGGCUUCUUUUUCCCGUGCCCUGCUCUUGCCCAGAGCUCUGUGGAUUUGCCUCUGGAAGCCAUGGAAACAUUCCUUGCGUUUAAGAGGCGAACUCCUUCGCCAUGGAGAGAGGAUGGUUUCAUUCCCAGACCCUUCGCUUCCGGGGACCCGAGGAGACUGGAGCUUUGCGCACUGGCCCCUUUCCCCCAUUUUUACAUUUAAAUACAUCAAAAAUUGUGCUCGUCUCCUUUGCUGCAUGGACUUCAAACUGCAUGAAAUGCAAUAAACCUCACUUUAGAUAAA